CAGAUUAUGAAUCGGGUGGUACCGUUGAGCAUGGUGAAUUCGAUGUAACAUGUAACACUGGAUACUCGACAGGUGUGCCCGGCCCGCCUUUCCUAAUAUGUGAUAAUGGUACUCUACAUUCUGCUCUUCCUAUAUGUUAUGAAAAUUGUGAUCUUGAAGCGGUACCGAAAUCAAAUCAGACAAUGAAUGUUACCGUCGACCACGAUGCUACUGUCAUCGUAGAAUGUGACUCUGGCUACACUUCUGGGUCGGGCAUUUCUACGACAGAACUCACUUGUGUUAAUGGGAGUUUCUCCCCUUCACCUCCUACAUGUUUCGAAAAUUGUGAUCUUGAAGCGGUACCGAAAUCAAAUCAGACAAUGAAUGUUACCGUCGACCACGAUGCUACUGUCAUCGUAGAAUGUGACUCUGGCUACACUUCUGGGUCGGGCAUUUCUACGACAGAACUCACUUGUGUUAAUGGGAGUUUCUCCCCUUCACCUCCUACAUGUUUCGAAAAAUGCUUCGUUGCAGUUCCUUUCUCAGAUUAUGCAGCGAAUGUUUCUGUACACCAUGAAGAAAUUUUCAACGUAACAUGUAGCAGUGGUUACUCUACUGGUGUAUCCUUGUUUACAGAGCUUAGUUGUAAUGAUGGAACAUUAUCUCCCGCCGAGCUUCCUACCUGCUAUGAAAACUGCAAUGUUUCUGCAAUAGAUUUUUCAGAUUAUUCAACGAGCGUUCAAGUUAAACACAGUGCGGUUUUCAAUGUGACAUGCAACCAAGGCUACUCCACAGGAGUCUCGAGGUUUUCAGAGUUCAGUUGCAAUGAUGGUAUACUGUCCUCUGCUCCCCCUACAUGUUAUGAAAAUUGCAAGAUUCCUUCAAUACCAAAUUCUGAUUAUUCAUCGGGUGGUGAUGUUCAGCAUAUUGCGACUAUCACUGUGACAUGCAACCAAGGCUACUCCACUGGUGUUUCUGGAUUUACAGAUCUCACUUGUGAUGAUGGUACCUUUUCUCCUUCACCUCCUACUUGUUAUGAGAAUUGCAUGGUAACAGUACCUUUAUCAGAUUAUUCGGCGAAUGUUCCAGUUGACCACGGUGAAAGAUUCAACGUAACCUGUAACCCUGGCUAUUCCUUUGAUUCAGCAUCAUAUCUAGAGCUCAGUUGUGAUAAUAGCAUCUUGUCUCCUGAUCCACUUUCCUCAUGUAACGAUAUUGACGAGUGUGCUCUUGAUUCGAGUCUCUGUACCGAUGGCCGAUGCUUUAAUCUCAUUGGAAAUUACACCUGUAUUUGCAACAGUGGUUUCGUGUUAACAGACCUACAUUCUUGCACUGGUAUGACUACAGAUAUGUUAUUACUUUUUCAUAAAACCCAAUUCAUAAUUUGGCUAUGA
Lytechinus variegatus (green sea urchin) is the source of this 1373-nucleotide messenger RNA. RefSeq names its product fibrillin-2-like. The record is from RefSeq and is a predicted model, not a curated record. Bases 183 to 1373 code for a protein of 396 amino acids. NCBI's taxonomy places the organism in Eukaryota, Metazoa, Echinodermata, Echinoidea, Temnopleuroida, Toxopneustidae. Gene Ontology annotation, molecular function: calcium ion binding. The transcript is spliced from 8 exons.